AUGGCAGCUGCUUGGAACGAAGGUCAGCACCAGUCGCGCUCUUCAAGGCCUCCGGCCCUGCAGGGUGGCGACAGUACUGCACGUACGGACUCUUGCGCUGAGGGUCACCCGGACGUUGCAGCUGCAUCGCCACGGCUCCAGCCUGAUGGUCAAUGUCGUCUCAGCAAAAACGGUUUGCAGAUCCUUCGCUGGGCUUUGCCAAGUCUGGCUUUGCUUGGUGGCUUCUUCCUGGAGAAUGUCGGACUCUACCUAGCCACGCAACGAUACGUCCGCUGGAUGGAUGAACUUCACAAGCCGAAUGACGCUGUGGCUGCUAUAGCAGAUGCACUGGAAGGUGGCUCCUUGCAUGGUGCAAGGUGGCUCAGCUCCGAUGUCGGUUUCAUGUCUUUGGUGUUGGAGUCCAUCACCGACCUUCUGCCGGUCAUCUGCUUGGGGCUUAUUUGGCGCUUCGGGGACAUUCGGCUCUGGUGUCAGACGACUUUUGCUGGAGCUUUGCUCAUGACGCUGAAGGCAACGAUGAAUCUUGACCAGGUCACUAAAGGUUUGGGUGGUUGGUGUCAUUCUGGAGCUCUGCAGUCCCUCAAAACCAGCGGCGCAGCCGCAGCAACCAUCAAGAAGGGGCCCACAAACAAGCUUAAUCGUGCUCGUAUCGCUCUUGCUGCUAUGGACUGGAUGCGUGAGCAGAUUGCCUAUCCGAAGCAGCCGCAGAUCCAGGUCCAGGGGAUGCGGUUUGACGGAGCUGGAGGGAGACCACGCGCCCUGCGCAGAGCCAUAGAUGCUGAGAAGCAACGGAAUUACGCAUCCCUGGACAUGCUCACGUGCACCGAGAAAGUGGAUCUGGAGAAGAGGAACGACCAAUUUGUGGAUCGUCUUGAGAAAGGACAGGAGAGCUGGCACAGCGAGAAGAUGGAGCAGCGCCCAGAGGAGAUGCAGGCGAGCUUGGACAGUUUUGCGAAGGCGCAAGACAGCUUGCGCAGCAAGAAGAUGGAGCAGCGCAUCGAGGAGAUGCAAGCAAGCUUGGAGAUGCAGGCUUGCGUGGAAAACCUUACGAAAGAUCACAGCAGCUUGCGAAACGAGAAACUAGCGCAACAAAAGCUCAGCGGCCUUGUGGCGCAGCAGGGCCGGACAGCCACGGCUUUGAGGCAGCAGCUGGGGCAGGAUGCAGAUAAGCUGCAGGCAAUUUCCGGGGAGUUGGCAGAAGGGUCAAAGUCGCAGCAGCAACACGACCAUCCGUUGCUGGACAUGGUGUCUGACAUUCUGCUCCUGGAGGUCAGAGGCUUCUGGUUUGCGCGUCCUUCACGUGGCAGGCUUUGCGCAGACUCCACGUUCAGUGGCGGCGCCUGUCUAUGCGUGCUGUUUUGCACCAGUCUUUGUGAGGUCAGCAUCAUGCUGUCCUUGAGACCGUCCACACGUCAAUCUGCAGAGGAGGCAGACGUUCUGCUACCGGCGAUUGCGCAAUGCAUAAGGUAUUUGCUGGCGGUGCUGAUGGUGGGAAACGUUGUCAUGCCGGUGCUUGAAGGGUCGCAGCGUGCCGAAGCUGCAGCACUUGCGGUCGUCACGGCACUUGGCGUUUGCAACAGCCCGGCUGUAGCGUUGGCGGUGGAUGCUUGGUGCAGAAUUUGGCCAUCAGAAGAUGCGAGCUCUUGCCUCGAAACGCCACUGUCACCGAAUUCUACUGCAGCGCUGAUGGGCUUCGCGAGGCUGCCUGGAGAGGAGGAUUGGGAACAAUGCCUCACUGACGUUGGCAAGGUUCUCAUCCCACCACCAUGGUCGGUUGGGCAGGAGUACUGCUACCUGCGGCAUCAGCCCCUUCCCGAAGCAUCUGCGCAAAAGGAGGGCGUGAUGCAGCAGCUCCUAGUGAUCCUGCGCCAAUCUCAGGAGCAGCUCGCACGCAAGGAGCAAAAGAAGUCUGAGCUGCUCAAGAAGGAGCAAGCCGAUGAGCUUCUAAGUGCACAACGGGCUGAUCGGUUUGCGGAGCAACGCAUCCAAGAGGCGUUGUCUGAUCAGCACAGACUGCUAAACAGCCGAGCGAGACGGAAGAGAACCCAGACGAUGGACUUUCGCCAGAGCGGCCAGUCUGCAGAUGGAUUGCUUCUCGCAAGCGCAAUGAGCGCAAUGAAGCCAAGACAGGUCCGCAUCAGAACCUACGAGCGUCGAUGGAACCAAGGUCGGGUGGCCAAAAGCGAGCUUUGUCGAGCAUUGGCCUUCAAGGCUCUGGCUGCGUACUGUGAGAAAGACAUGGCCUUCCACCAGUCUUCGGGUGGCUUUGCCUUGCGAGUCGCCGGUUGCGGACUGGGCGGAGAAUCCUUCGACGCAUUUACAGACGAAGCGCUGCAGCUGAAGAGGUUCUCACUACGCCUCCAGUGCAAUCAGAGGGUGAAGCGCUCGUGGUCUGGCUGCAUGGCCUCGGUGACACUGGACAAGGCAGUCUUCAAUCGAGCAGUGAAGUCCAGGUAUGAUGUGCCAACCCUUGAUCCGGAUGAAAUUGCCAGGCAAGAGUCUCCACCUGGGCUGCUCGAGAGCGCAGGUCAGGUCUUGAACUUGGUCGAGCCGCAUGUACGUCGAGGAAUUCCUCCCAGCCGCGUUUUCUUGGUGGGAUAUUCCCAAGGUGGUGGCCUGGCGCUCGCAGCGGCUUUGCGGGCUCCGCGUCGUCUGGGGGGCGUCCUGAUGCUGAGCUCGUGGGUAGCAGAGCCGCUGCCUAACGACUUCCAGGAUGUGCCAGUGCACAUCUUCCACGGUGCGGAGGACCCCGUUGUGCCCUUGAGCACUGCUGAGCUGGGCAGAGCACGUCUCGAGGCAGCUGGGCUUAGAACGACCUUCCGUGCCUAUGCCGGCAUGACUCAUGGAGUUUGCGAUGAAGAGGUGGCAGAUCUGGCUCAGACCUUCUAUGAGUCGGUUUUGCGAAACAUCUGCAGCUCCUUCGGCAACGUGGAAGAUGUGUGGGUACGUGUGGUGGACCGCACUGCGACGUUGCAUGAAAGCUGGGGCUUUGUACAUUUCGCGGCUGAAGAAGGGGCCACGCUGGCACUUGAAGCAGAGCAAGACCUCUGGCAGCAGUUGGCUGAAGCUCAAGGACUACAGCUCGAAGUGCGAUCCAUAAAGGCCACUCUUCUGGAGCCCAAGGCUGAGAGCCCGGUGCUCACAGAGCCUGUCAUUGUGCAGGCGCUCGAAUCUGAAGAUGUCGCCAACUUCGAUUUCGAAUCAUUCAGAGAGCGAUUUUCCAUGCAGCUCGGACGCCCUGUGUUGCGAAGGGAUGCCGAGAUGAUCUUCAAGGUGCUGCAUGACAAAAGGCCAGAUGCCACCGUUCGUGGGAUCCUCCAAGCUGUCAAGAAUGUUUGCACUGAUGCAGAACAAGGCAAGAAUGUCAUUCUUACAAUGGCAUACUCAGCAAAUUAUGCUCCGGGAGAAGUCUGUCAGGCAGUCAACCGCGCGUACGCUAGACGACAUGGCUACUCCUUCGUCUGCGAGGUCUUGACCAAGGAGGAGAUGCUGGAUGUUAUUUCCCCGCGCGAUGCUUGCACCUGGUACAAGGUGCUAAUGCUGAAGCGAGUGCUCGAGAGCGCAGAAGACCAUGAGUAUGUUGUUUGGCUUGAUGGUGACGCCGCCAUUCUAGACCACAACAAAGCCCUCAGCGUCUUCAUUCAUCAGGCAAAAGGCCGCCACCUGAUCUUGCAGGAGGAUCUGUCGGCAGAAUGCCGCAUCAAUUGCGGCGUGAUGAUAUUGAAGAGGUCCAAAUGGACGCUUACGCUGCUUCGAUUGCUAUGGGAUGGAAACCUGUCGCGGAGGCACCAUUGCAAGCCGUACUACGAGCAGUCAGCCUUAGUGAAGCUGCUCGUGGAAGCCUGUGAGCUGGGAGCCAGGCCUUCUCCUGAGCGACUGCAACAUCCCUGGUUUUCUGAACAAGUCUGCAUUCUGCCGCCGCGGUGGCUCCAGACCAACCGACUCCGGGAGGCGGAGUGCAAUCCAGCUCCGUCAGGCAGCAGCUCUGCGCGGUGUGCUUGA
Symbiodinium pilosum is the source of this 4002-nucleotide messenger RNA. The record is from the annotation of a GenBank genome assembly. Lineage: Eukaryota; Dinophyceae; Suessiales; Symbiodiniaceae.